AUGGAGGGGCAGACCGUGAGGGGUCCCGAGCUCCGCCUGGCGGGCCUUCCCGCCCAGCAGGAUUGCAGCAUUCAAGAAAAAAUAGAUUUAGAAAUUCGAAUGCGAGAAGGAAUAUGGAAGCUCCUUUCUCUGAGCACUCAGAAAGACCAGAUCUUGCAUGCAGUUAAGAAUCUCAUGGUAUGCAAUGCUCGAAUAAUGGCUUACACAUCAGAGCUACAGAAAUUAGAAGAACAGGUUGCAAAUCAAACUGGAAGAUGUGAUGUGAAUUUUGACAGUAAAGAACGGACAGCAUGUAAAGGAAAGAUUGCCAUAUCAGAUAUUCGUAUACCACUAAUGUGGAAAGACUCUGAUCACUUCAGCAAUAAGGAACGAUCACAGCAGUAUGCCAUUUUCUGUUUAUUCAAAAUGGGAGCUGAAGUUUUUGAUACUGACAUGGUGAUUGUGGAUAAAACAGUCACAGAUCUAUGUUUUGAAAAUGUAACUAUAUUUAAUGAAGCAGGGCCAGACUUUCAGAUAAAGGUGGAGGUAUAUAGCUGCUGUACAGAAGAAUCUUCUAUAACCAACACACCAAAAAAACUAGCUAAGAAACUGAAGACAUCUAUAAGUAAAGCUACAGGGAAGAAAAUAAAUUUGGUGAUUCAAGAUCAUGAAACAUGCUCGUCUUACAGUUCUGCUAUUUUUGGUGCAAAGUAUAAUUUGCUGGCUCAUGCUACUCUGACCUUGGAAAGUGCUGAGGAUAGCUUCAAGACCCAUAAUCUGUCUAUUAAUGGAAAUGAGGAGUCUUCAUUUUGGCUUCCCUUAUAUGGCAACAUGUGCUGCCGCCUAGUCGCCCAGCCAGCUUGUAUGGCUGAGGAUGCAUUUGCAGGAUUUCUUAAUCAGCAGCAAAUGGAAGAAAGCCUGAUUAGUUGGAGAAGGUUGUAUUGUGUUUUAAGAGGGGGUAAACUUUAUUGUUUUUACACUCCAGAAGAAAUUGAAGCUAAAGUGGAACCAGCUUUGGUAGUGUCCAUUAACAAGGAAACCAGAAUUCGGGCAAUGGAUAAGGAUGCCAAGAAAAAAAUUCAUAAUUUCUCUGUCAUCAACCCUGUUGCCGGACAGGCUGUAACUCAUAUUUUUGCAGUGGACAAUAGAGAAGAUCUUCAGAAAUGGAUGGAAGCCUUCUGGCAACAUUUCUUUGAUCUUAGCCAAUGGAAGCAUUGUUGUGAAGAACUUAUGAAAAUUGAGAUUAUGUCACCACGGAAACCACCUUUGUUCUUGACAAAAGAGGCGACCUCAGUCUACCAUGAUAUGAGCAUUGAUUCACCUGUAAAACUUGAAAGUUUAACUGAUGCAAUACAAAAAAAACUUGAAGAGACAAAUGGACAGUUUCUUACUAGUCAGCAUGAAGAAUCCUCACCACCUCUUUGGGCCAGCCUCUUUGAUGGUAAUCAUCAAGUGGUUAUCCAGAAAAAGGUAUUAUCUCCUUCAAGCAAGCAGUUACAUGAUGGGAAAGGGAAAAAAAGACGCGCUCCCCUUCCUCCUUCUGAUAAAGCUCCAUUCAGCUUAAAAACCCAGAGCAACACAGAUCAAUUGGUUAAGGACAACUGGGAGAAAACAAGUGUGUCUUGGACCUCGCCUUUGGAUACCAAAUUAUCAACCCUAAUGCAUCACUUACAGAAACCGAUGGCUGCUCCUCGAAAACUUCUUCCUGCCAGGAAAAAUCAUUUAAAUGAUGGUGAACACAUAGACACUAAAACCAAUUUUGAAGCCAAGCCAGUGCCAGCUCCAAGGCAGAAAUCUAUCAAAGACAUUUUGGACCCUAGAUCAUGGUUGCAGGCACAAGUAUAGAAGACCCUUAAUGUAUAAAGCAUUUAACAAAAUCUGUAACUGUUAGGCUUAAUUCAGAAGCACUAGAGAUAUGGUAAUAUGUAAUUAUGUUGGUAAAUAUGAUAGUGAUUUACAUCAAUAAUUAAUAAGCUAUUAGGUAUUAAAAAUGCUUUAUAAUGAAGAAAUGGAUUUCUCUUUUACUUCUGAUCUUCAGAAUAUAAGUGAUUUCCCUGGUAGAGUGCAAAAGGCAGUUUCUAGACAAUAUCCUACUUGUUGGAAGGGUUAAUUUAUUCCUAAAUUAGUGCCAGCAGUGAGCAAGCACUAGGCAGAAGAAGGCAUUAAAAUUUCUUUGGGGAGAGACUGUCUAGUAAUUUAAAAUGUGUUAAAUAUGAGCCAUAUUCUCAUUGUGAGAAUUUUAAUAGUAAUGGAAUGUUUCAAAAGUUUUAUACAAACCACAAAUUAUAGAAUCCACCCAAGAAAAUUUCUUCUUAGCAUUCUGGAAUUCUCAUCUAAUGGUUCACUGGCUCUCAUCUGUUGUUUAACUCACUAGUUAACUCACUGACCUUUCAAAUUCCUGAGAUGAAUUUUGGAAUAUUAAAUCCUUCAUCUUUAAAGGGAAUUUAUAAUGUGUUAUUCAGAGUUGUUUCCUUGAUGAGCCCUGAAAUCCUGUUGACAUCAACUCUCAUAAGUGAAGCAUAACAUUUAUUAGUUUAGAGAAAAGGUAAAUGAAAUGUUCUUUUAUUUCCAUUUUUCUAUGCAUGGUGCUAAUUUCAAUUGUGACAUUGGAAUUUGGGGAAGUGAGUAGCUGAUUAACAUUUAAAGUUCAUUUAAUACUUAUUUAAAAAGCAGAUGGCCGAUUCAAAAAUAUCAGAAAAGUUGGCCAUGAUAAUAAUUUUCAGAAUGAAUCCUUUUAAAACAUUUUAAUUAAAUUUCCUUUUUCUAGUAAGGGUUGAUGUCUGCGAUUGAUAUUAUUCAUUAAAAGUCAUAUUCUUACAACAAUGACAUUGGAAUCAUUUCCAUAGGAGGUAAUUUCCAUAGCAACUAAUCAUAGUGACCCAAACAGGAUUAUGAAAUCAAGUGAGGAAUUAAUAGCAAGAGGAUGAAUACCUUAAAGGAACAAAAAUCCAUUUUUUAAAUAAUAAUAUUUCUUGUAAACAAGAGCUGAACAGUUUUAAAAAUCAAAUCAGAAUUUCCAAAUGA
Molecule: messenger RNA, 3003 nt
Organism: Neomonachus schauinslandi (Hawaiian monk seal)
Lineage: Eukaryota; Metazoa; Chordata; Mammalia; Carnivora; Phocidae
Gene: RTKN2
Product: rhotekin 2
Exons: 12
Coding region: 1-1824 (607 amino acids)
Biological process (GO): hemopoiesis; signal transduction; positive regulation of cell population proliferation
Source: RefSeq, a predicted model, not a curated record